UUGAUCGUACGCGAGGUUCGAAAUUCAGUUAGGAACAGCACGUGUGUUCGCUGCUACGAACGGCUAGCGGCUAGCUAUUGUUUUAGGCAAACAAAUUUUAAAUACCUGCUCCUCAUAAGCGCACGGUCAGCAGUAACUGGAAUGUUUUAAGAAAUAAUUUCUAGAACGGGGGAAUCACUUUAUCAACUAUUUAAAUUGUACAGUCAUGAUUCUCUUUUAAAAGUUAAUCCACAUCUCUACAGCUGCUCCACGUUGUGUCUAAUUUUUACAGAAAAAAAAACGUCUCCAUCAGUACAUCAUAAGUGCUCUUUAUCGAUCAGAUGAAUAAUGUAUACGAUCGGGCAAUAAAAUUCAGCUCCUGAUCAGUGUCGUGAUAUGUGAACCUUUUGACUGAAAUUGUUAUCAUUCAACAUUGUAAAUCGAUCGGAGGAUCGGCGCUCCUAUACAAGGCAGAAGAAGGUGGCAAAGCACAAACCCAACACUGGAAAAGUCUACACCAAAAGAAAAAAAAAUAGCUGAGGGCAGACAGACUGGCGAUAAGGCAAAAUGGUUUCAACACGAUUUGAAGUAUCUAGCUCGCCGCCUGUGCGGUACCCCAAAUCGAUAUUUUUCAUCAUAAGUAAUGAGUUCAGCGAACGGUUUAACUACUAUGGAAUGCGAACGGUUUUGGCUCUCUACCUCACACAGAAACUCAACAAUGAUGACGAUACUGCCACCGUGAUCUAUCACGUUUUCACCAGUUUGGCCUAUUUCUUCCCAAUGAUGGGAGCCAUUCUCGCCGACAGUUGGAUGGGGAAAUUCAAAACAAUUCUCUACCUAUCGAUGGUUUACUGCAUCGGAAGUGUGCUGAUAACUCUAGGUGCCAUUCCUUCAUUCAAUCUGCCAGCUACAUCCAUGACUGUGAUAGGGUUGCUGCUCAUAGCCGUAGGAUCCGGUGGCAUCAAACCGUGUGUUUCCGCUUUCGGAGGAGAUCAGUUCAAACUACCGGAGCAAGCUAUCCAGUUGGCAAAAUUCUUUUCCCUGUUCUACUUUGCCAUCAAUGCUGGAUCACUGAUUUCCACCACGGUGACGCCAAUUCUCCGAGAAGAUGUUCACUGCUUCAACGAUGCCGAUUGUUAUCCGCUUGCAUUCGGAAUACCUGCAAUACUCAUGAUUUUCUCUAUAUUGAUCUUCGUAUGCGGCAAAUCGAUGUAUGUGAUCAAGAAACCAGCAGGCAAUAUGGUAGUAAUGGUUUUUAAAUGUAUCGGAAAUGCUCUCUCAACUCGUGCUAAGGAGAAGGAUGUAAAUCCAAAGCGUCAUUGGUUGGAAUACGCCGAAGCAAAAUACGGAAGAAAAACAGUUGCUGAUAUCAAAGUCCUGUUGAAAAUUUUGUUCCUGUACAUACCACUUCCAGUAUUCUGGGCCCUGUUCGAUCAACAAGGAUCACGGUGGACUUUCCAGGCCACUCGUAUGAACGGCGAAAUCGGUUCUUUCACCAUCAAACCCGAUCAAAUGCAAGUGAUAAAUCCUCUACUGAUCCUUGCUUUCAUUCCAUUCUUCGAUGCUCUCGUAUAUCCGAUACUGGAAAAGGUUGGCAUCAAAUCUCCUCUUCAAAAGCUUACAUUUGGAGGUAUCUUAGCCGGAGCUGCUUUCGUUUUAUCCGGUUUCGUUGAAAUAGCUCUAGAUAAAACCAAUGCCGUAAUGCCUAGCCCAUCUGAAUCUCAACUACGAGUUUUCAACGGACUUCCGUGCGAUUAUCACUUCAAAACCGAUAUACCAAAUUUCAAUACUUUCACUGUUCAAUCCCUUGGCAGCUUUGAAGCCAUUCACUUAGACACCUUGCAAAAUACAACAUACCGAUUUUCGGCAAACACCUCGGAGAACUACUGUAUCAAAGCAAAUAUGUCCUCUAUAACUGGAACAUUCUUCCUCAACCCUGGAAAUUCUGUCAGCUAUUUCAUUAGCCAGAAAUCUAACAAAGUAAAUCUGGUCGAGUACGUCGAUUCACCGGAGAAGGACAAGCGAGGACUGCCCCGGGUUCGAAUUCUCGCCAACAUCAAAACGACCAGCAGAGUCCUACUGAAAAACACCUGGUACCCAGAUGCCCAAUACAAUGUGACCCUGAACAAGCUGGCCCAGAUGACUGUAUCCGAUGGAGAGUACGAUAUAUUUUCGGAAAAUGGCACACGCCGUGUGGCCUCUGUAAAGCUGGAACUAGGCGGAGUCUACACACUGAUCCUGCAUGAGGUUUUGGAGAACGAAUUUUCACUUCAACGUCACAUCCUAACUCCGCCUAACUCGCUGCACAUGCUCUGGCUUGUGCCACAAUAUGUCGUCAUAACGGCCGGUGAAGUCAUGUUUUCCAUCACGGGUUUGCAGUUCUCCUACUCACAGGCACCGGAAAGCAUGAAAUCUGUGAUCCAAGCCUUCUGGCUGCUGACCGUCGCAAUCGGAAACAUGCUUGUCGUCUUCAUAGCCGAAGCUAAAUUUGUGGAAUCUCAGUCGGUCGAAUUUUUCCUCUUCGCUGGACUUAUGUUCCUGGACAUGGCUCUGUUCAUGGUGCUGGCCAUGCGCUACAAGUACGCAGAAACCGACAACGAUAUUGAAUCUGGUGAUAAUAAUGUUAAGAAAACGAAUCACAACGAGCUCGGGGAACCUAAAUCUAAGCUGGACCAGGACCCACUAGAAAAAGGUUUGGAGAACGUUAAACCUUCCUAUACUAAUGAAGCGUACCGAGAAGACUGAACGCUGGGUUGAAAAACAAUUAUUUGUGUUAAAUGUUAAAAUAUUCUAUUAAUUUUAUCUGUGCAGCAUGUUUAAGUGGCGUGUUUUAACCCAAUAUUGUUGUGCAUUUGUCUAUCUUUGUACAUGGCUGUAUGAAAAUUUCUUUAAUUUACAAAGAAUUAAAUGAAAUAAAACUUA
This is a messenger RNA of Uranotaenia lowii, 2901 nucleotides long. Its product is annotated as peptide transporter family 1-like. Lineage: Eukaryota; Metazoa; Arthropoda; Insecta; Diptera; Culicidae. The coding region runs from base 547 to 2724 and encodes 725 amino acids. Gene Ontology annotation, biological process: oligopeptide transport; transmembrane transport. The record is from RefSeq and is a predicted model, not a curated record. The transcript is spliced from 6 exons. Gene Ontology annotation, molecular function: dipeptide transmembrane transporter activity. Gene Ontology annotation, cellular component: membrane.